Molecule: messenger RNA, 1764 nt
Organism: Theobroma cacao (cacao)
Lineage: Eukaryota; Viridiplantae; Streptophyta; Magnoliopsida; Malvales; Malvaceae
Source: RefSeq, a predicted model, not a curated record
AUGGGGGCUCCUCACAUCUCAAUGCUUCCAGUUCUUUUAGUUGUUCUCUUCUCAUUGUCUGGGGCAACUUUAGCUGAUUCUCAUGACGAUUUCCUUCAUUGCCUUUCUCUUCAUUCAGCAGACUCUGCUUCUAUUUCUAAGGUCAUUUUCACACAAAGUAAUUCCUCAUAUUUACCUAUUUUAGAUGUUUCUAUUCAAAAUCUCAGGGUCUCCACAUCGGCUACCCCUAAACCCUUUGUCAUUGUAACCCCACUGCAAACAUCCCAUAUCCAAACAACAAUUUAUUGUUCAAAAACACACAAGCUCGAAAUUAGAAUUCGAAGUGGUGGUCAUGAUUUUGAAGGUCUUUCUUAUGUUUCUGAAGUUCCAUUUAUCAUUCUUGAUCUGGUUAAUUUUAGAUCGAUUGAGGUUGACACCAAAAAUAAAGUUGCAUGGGUUGAAUCUGGUGCGACUAUUGGUGAAUUUUAUUACAGAAUUGUUGAAAAAAGUAAAACUCUUGCCUUCCCAGCCGGUGUUUGUCACACUAUCGGUGUUGGUGGGCAUUUUAGUGGGGGAGGUUAUGGCAUAUUGAUGCGGAAAUAUGGACUUGCUGCUGAUCAUGUAAUUGAUGCUCACUUAAUUGAUGUUAAUGGAAGAAUUCUGGACCGAAAAUCCAUGGGUGAGGAUUUAUUUUGGGCCAUUCGAGGAGGUGGAGGAAAUACCUUCGGAGUUGUUCUCGCUUGGAAGGUAAAGCUAGUUCCCGUCCCAGAAGUUGUGACUGUUUUCACAGUCAACAAGACCUUAGAACAAAACGCAACCAAAAUUCUUCAUCGUUGGCAACACAUUGGUCACAAGCUUCCUGAUGAUCUAUUCACGGAUGUCACGAUAACGAAGGUAAAUUCCAGUCAAGUAGGGAAGAAAACAAUUCAAGCUGCUUUCAAAGCCUUGUAUCUUGGUGGGAUUGAUGAGCUAAUUCCAUUGAUACAAGACAGGUUUCCUGAGCUCGGAUUAGUAAAACAAGACUGCAUUGAAAUGAGUUGGGUUGAGUCAGUUCUCUACUUUGGUGGAGUUUCAAGAGAACGUCUGGAUAUUUUGCUUGACAGGAAUGCUCUCCCAAAACAAACUUUCAAAGCAAAAUCUGACUACGUGAAGGAACCAAUUCCUGAAAGUGGAUUGGAGGGGAUAUGGGAAAAGUUUUUUGAGAAAGAGGCAGAAAUCGCUUUUAUGAUGAUGGUAGCUUUUGGAGGGAAAAUGGAUGAAAUUCCAGAGGCUGCACUUCCAUAUCCGCAUAGAGCUGGCAACUUGUACCAAGCCUCGUACCUUGUGGCCUGGUCAAAAGAAGAAAAUGCAGAAUCUCAAAAGUACAUAAGUUGGAUCAGGAGACUUUACAGUUAUAUGACCACUUACGUUUCAAAAUCUCCGCGAGAAGCAUAUUUUAAUUACAGAGAUCUAGAUAUUGGAACCAAUAACGUCGGCUACACAAGUUAUGCACAAGCUAGCAUUUGGGGUUUGAAAUAUUUUAAGAAUAACUUCAACAGAUUGGUACAUGUAAAGACCAUGGUUGAUCCUGAAAAUUUCUUUAAGAAUGAACAAAGUAUCCCUCCUCUUUCAUCUUCGCCGAAGAACAAGGGUCCCUAGAGUAAAAGCGUUCAGAUUUCUGUUAAGCAUGAAUAAAGAUGUCAAUGAAAAGUAUAUUGCAAAUAAAGAGUUUCUCUGUUCCUAUUUCUUCCAUGACGAGAUACAUGCCAAGUCUAAUAAAUUAUAACCUUACCUUUGUUUUGCAGC